Lobosporangium transversale is the source of this 427-nucleotide messenger RNA. Its product is annotated as kish-A-like protein. Gene Ontology annotation, biological process: intracellular transport; protein secretion. The record is from RefSeq and is a predicted model, not a curated record. The transcript is spliced from 4 exons. Lineage: Eukaryota; Fungi; Mortierellomycota; Mortierellomycetes; Mortierellales; Mortierellaceae. Bases 152 to 376 code for a protein of 74 amino acids.
AGACGCGUAACGUGGAACGACGCGUGUAAAAAAAAGUGUAUUCUUCCAACUAAUCACGUGGAACAUGAGCGUCCCCUUUUCUUCUAUGUUUCAUAAUGUCCAUCAUUCUUCAUUCGCUCAUUUCACAAGACUUACAAUAUAAAACAUCACGAUGUCAGCUUUAUUCAACUUUCAAAGUCUACUCUUAGUGAUCCUCUUAGUCAUCUGUACAUGCACAUACAUUCAAUCACAGACUCGUCUACUCGACAAAAACAAAACUGGUGUUCUUGGCAUCUUUUGGAAGGCAGCAAGGAUAGGCGAGCGUCUUAGCCCAUACGUAUCACUUGCAUGCAUUUUUAUGGGCAUCAGCUUAUUACUCCCAUCAAAGUCAAAGUAAAGAGCUCCCUUUAUUAUAUCUUUUAGGAACCAGAAGUAAAAUAAAGUAAUG